Molecule: messenger RNA, 560 nt
Organism: Paramecium octaurelia
Lineage: Eukaryota; Ciliophora; Oligohymenophorea; Peniculida; Parameciidae
Source: the annotation of a GenBank genome assembly
CUUAGUUAGAGAGGAUGUAGAAUAAUAAGAAAGCUAAAAGAACAAAAUUAACCAAAGAAUAAAUAGAUGUGUUGUAAUAAGCAUUUACAUUGUUUGAUACAGAUAAAUCAGGAUCAAUUGAUGAAUCAGAAUUAAGAAAUGCUAUGAAAGUAAUCUAAGAUUUUAAUAUUAGGCUCUUGGAUUCAAUGCUUCUAAAGAAGAAGUUCAAAAGAUGGUUGAGUAAAUAGACAGAGAUGGAUCUGGUACAAUCGAAUUUUAGGAAUUCGUUGAAAUGAUGAAAAAGAAAAUGUUGGAGGAUAAGAAUGUUGAAGUCGAAAUAGAAAAAGCAUUCAACUAUUUUGAUGAUGACAAUGAAGUAAUUAACUUUAAAUAAUUUAGGGUGCCAUUGAUCUAGAAAAAUUAAGAAGAGUUGCAGCUGAUUUAGGAGAAGAAUGCGAUGAGCAAACUUUAAAAGAUAUGAUUUAUGCUGCUGAUCUUGAUUAAGAUGGCAAAGUUAGCAAAGAUGAAUUCAUGAUGGUUAUGAGGAAAAUGAAAUUAAUAUGAUAUAUGCUUUAAAAUUU